This is a messenger RNA of Symsagittifera roscoffensis, 1550 nucleotides long. RefSeq lists its product as uncharacterized. The coding region runs from base 258 to 1337 and encodes 359 amino acids. NCBI's taxonomy places the organism in Eukaryota, Metazoa, Xenacoelomorpha, Acoela, Convolutidae. The transcript is spliced from 7 exons. The record is from RefSeq and is a predicted model, not a curated record.
AUCGCAGUACCAGGCACCCAAAGAAAACAUGAAGACAGGAAGUAGUAUUGCCAUAAGAGACUUAAAUUUAUAAAUAUUACUUGUUGCCAAGGAAAUUUGCUCCCCUUAUUUUUACAGGUAGUUACUUUCAAAAAAUUCCUUUUCAGUUUCGACAUCCUUAGUUACAAGCAAACAGCACAGCCGCAUAUUUGUAUUCAAAAAUAAGUUGAGUCUAAUCAGAAUUAAUUGAAAAGCUAGUUUUGCUUUCUGUUUAAAACAUGGGCGAUCAAGAGGAACCGAAAUGCGAGAGGGCAGAGGAUUUGUACCAGGCAGGAGACGCCCCACCCUUGCCUGACAAAGAAGACUUGUCGGCCCAAGAGUUGUUUGUCGUCAACUUCCCCCCACCCUACAGUGAGGGAGGAGAGGAGUGCAUUAAGCCGAAUGAUAAAGAGAAGAAAGACGUGGACGAGAUGAUGAUAGAGGCACAGAUGUACUUUCGCAACGGGGAACCCUUGAAAACUGAAGAGGAGGACGAAUUUAAAGAGAUGAAGAAAAAGAAGACUGGAGGAUUCUGCCUGCUAUCUGGGAUCGCCGUCAUUUUCAUGAUCAUACUCGCAUUCCAGCUGGGAAAGAGAGCAGGCUUCUGGAAAGGACAUCAUCAUGGCGAGCGAGGUUGUGGGUUUCACAGCGGAUACGGAUCAAAAGAUGAUGGACACUGGGGUGACAGACAUCACGAACACAGACCCGACGACACCCGAAGCUGCGACUUUCGCAUGGAGGGCGAUAGCGAUUACAACCGCGGGGACAUCUGCACUUUUCGCGAUCCAAUUCCAGCUGUGGAGUACGACAGUAAUGUAGAUGGGGAGGAGGGAUCCCGUUGGAUUAUGUUGCAAGGAGAGGACAAGGAAGGCCGCCCGUACGACCUACAGAUUCUCGACUUCUAUGACGUGGACGGAGAACAUGUGUGCAUGGUAAUGGAGCACUUCUUCGCGGAGACCGGAGAUAUCACGGAGGACUUCGAACAAUUCGAGGAGGAUGUCAUCAAACUCUUCCCGGAAGCAUCUUCGAUGGAGUUCUCAGACAGCAUGAUACACCCUGUGUACAUGAGCGCUCAGGAGUUGCACGGCCGAGAAGGAGACCACAUGUCGCGAAAGACUAUGGACUACUGCUAUGACGAUUCCCAGAUGUACCUCCUCACCCGGCAAGACCGAGAGGCAACUGUAGACUACAACUGUGUAGGGGGACGAGAAGAGGAAUUUAUGAUGCCCGUCGGUUAUCACGAGAAGCCAGAUGGCUCUUCUUCUUACAGUUUGGGAAUGUACAAAAUGUGCAUCCAUGAAGAGCACAAUCAUCACUAAUCGUGACCCAAUAAUUAAGCCAUCUAUUACGCUACAAUUAUGUCAUAUAUCACGCAAUAAACGUAAUUACUAAACGAAUUGCUCAAACAUGCAUCCCAAGACUCAAGACAAUUGAUGUUAAUUCGAUGAACCCAAGACUAUAUUCUUAAUCAAUACCAAUGGAAUCCGUAAUAAUAAAAAUAUAGUUCGUUGCAGCUAGAUUGUUCAGAUUAG